This is a messenger RNA of Terrapene triunguis (Three-toed box turtle), 926 nucleotides long. Its product is annotated as rootletin-like. The annotation marks the transcript as partial. The record is from RefSeq and is a predicted model, not a curated record. NCBI's taxonomy places the organism in Eukaryota, Metazoa, Chordata, Testudines, Emydidae. The transcript is spliced from 5 exons.
GCGCUGCGCGAGACGCUGGAGCAGAAGGAGCUGGAGCGGGCGCAGCUGGCAUCGCUCUGCGCCAUGGCCCAGGACGCCUGGCGCCGGCAGGACCAGACCCGGGCGCUGGCACUGAAGGAGCUGGAGGAGCUGGUCGCUGCCCUGCACGCCGCCCUGGCCAGCAGCACCAAGGACCUGGAGGUGCUGGCCGAGUCUCUGGCGGCCCCGGCCCCGGCGCUGCUGCAGCGGCUGCAGGAGCAGGAGGGGCUCCUGGCCGAGGCACUGGCCGCGCGGGCCCGGCUGGCUGCGGAGAUGGAAGCCCGGCUGCAGGGGGCGCUGGCGGCGCAGGCGGCCGCAGAGCAGCAGCUGCAGGAUCAGAUGCGUGGCUGCACCCAGGCGCUGGCCGAGCGGGCGCGGGAGGCGGGGGCCCUGCGGGGGCGCCUGGCCCGGCAGGAGGGGGCGCUGGCCGAGGGAGCCGCCGCCCUGGUGCGGUGCCAGGCGGAGCUGGUCCGACUGCGGCGGCUGCUGGAGGAGCGGGACGACGCGCUGGCGAAGGCUGCCCGGGAGGCGGAGGAGAAGGACCGGGGGCUGCAGAAGCUACAGGCGUCCUGGCUGCAGCGUGGGGCCGGGGGCAUGACGCAGACGCUGUGAGCAGAGGAGGAUCUGGGGUCUGGCGUGUGGGGCCGGCUCUGCCCCCCGCCAAGCCCCCACCGGAGAUGGGGCUGCUGAGCUGGGACUGCCAGGGGCGCUGCAGGGGAUCCCAGCUCCUCCAGCCCCGGCCAGGAGGAGGCGCUUCGCUUCGCUUGACGCUGACUCGGGAUGGGGGGAGUAUUUCCCAUCCAGUAAAUGUUGGCUCUGGGGGAUUUCUGGCCCUGUGGGGCCCGCUGGCUGCAUUGAUUCGUGGUUCCCAGGAGGGGCGUUCCCUCGGCCGGCUCCCAUCACUAUGG